Salvia splendens (bonfire salvia) is the source of this 1569-nucleotide messenger RNA. RefSeq names its product mitochondrial arginine transporter BAC2. Gene Ontology annotation, biological process: transmembrane transport. The transcript has 2 exons. The coding region runs from base 466 to 1356 and encodes 296 amino acids. Gene Ontology annotation, molecular function: transmembrane transporter activity. The record is from RefSeq and is a predicted model, not a curated record. Lineage: Eukaryota; Viridiplantae; Streptophyta; Magnoliopsida; Lamiales; Lamiaceae.
CGAGGUCUGAUUCUGUUGAUGCUUUUCUGUAUGUAUUAGUUUUGAUUUUGUGCCACACAAAAAAUCAUUAAAAAAAGAGCGAGAAUAAAGGGCAUAUCAAAAAAAGAACCCGUGAGCUUGGAAUUCCAAAAGGUGGUAUAUUCACGUCCAUUUUCUGCCUCAUAUUGACUGCUUCAAGAUUGCUAUAUUUCUUGUAUCUAAACUGAGAUUCAAGAAAAAAAAGACAAUUGUGUAUAGCUUUGCUAAAUGUGAUCAAAAUUACCUUAUUUCAAUAUGCUAUGUUCAUAGAAUCUAGGAAAUACUACUUGGUUUUCCCUUUGCAGAUUCAUUCAAUUCAAGAUUACAAAUUGUUGAUCAAAUAAGGCAGCUUUAUAAGUUGAGAUUGCAUUUGUUUGAAGUAGAAUAGUCUAUAGAUAUUGAGAGAGAGAGAGUGUGUGUGUGUGUGGAAAUUGGAAUGAGAGUGAAAUGGAUUUCUGGCCGGAAUUUCUUGCAAACAGUUGGGGGAGAGAAUUUGUGGCCGGUGGAUUCGGUGGCACCGCCGGAAUAAUCGCCGGCUAUCCGCUCGAUACGCUCAGAAUCCGACAGCAGAGCACCGCGGAAGGGACGGCGGCCCAAAUAUUCCGGCGCCUGGUGGCUGCGGAGGGUCCCUUUUCCCUCUACCGCGGCAUGGCCGCUCCUUUGGCUUCUGUAACUUUCCAGAAUGCUAUAGCUUUCCAAACAUAUGCAAUCCUUUCAAGAGCAGUAGAUGGACACUGUAGUAGCUCCAAUGAUCCACCCUCAUACACAGGAGUUUCUCUUGGUGGGUUCGGCACGGGAGCCAUCCAGAGCCUCGUCCUCAGCCCGGUCGAACUGGUCAAGAUCCGUCUCCAGCUUCUCCGCAGCCCCAUGGGGCCACGGGAUGUGGCCCGGAGCAUACUCCGAGCGGAAGGCUUUCGGGGCCUAUAUCGGGGCCUAACCAUUACGGUGCUGAGGGACGCCCCUGCCCAUGGGGUCUACUUCUCGACGUACGAGUACACGAGGGAGUGGCUCCACCCGGGCUGCAGGAAGGGCGGCUGCGAGUCGUAUGGGACAAUGCUGCUUGCAGGAGGGCUGGCGGGUGUGGCUAGCUGGAUCUGCUGCUACCCGUUGGACGUGGUGAAGACGCGGCUGCAGGCGCAGUCGAGGUCGUGCGAGAGAUACGGUGGGAUAGUGGAUUGUUUCCGGAAGAGUGUGAGGGAGGAAGGGUAUCAUGUGUUGUGGAGAGGUUUGGGGACUGCUGUGUUGAGGGCCUUUAUUGUGAAUGGGGCUAUCUUUACUGCUUAUGAGACCGCACUAAGGUGCUUUUUCCGGGCCAACGACAAUCCGGCCACCAUUUAGGCCGGAGACGGCCGGCCCUUUUCAGGGGCAACGCCGGUUGUGGUACAAAGGGGAAAUUCUUGGAAUUCGAUUUAAUUUACUCUGCUUUUUAAUCUAUUGCUAUUAUCAAAUGUUCUUAUAUCUUGUGAAGUUUCCUUUGUAUGUUUGAAUUUAUAGCUACGGUAAUGCGUUUGUAUUCUGAUGUACUAAUUGAUAAAAUGAGCUCUCAACGCU